AUGGCGCCCCUAAAUCCCGCCUCUGAGGCAGCCAUCGCCAGACUCCGAAACUACAUCCCCCCGCCAACGACGUAUGACUCGGUGCCGCUAAACAGACGGGCAGCGGUCCUGAUACUGCUGUUCGCCGAUGCCAAGGGCGAUCUUAGAGUGGUUGUUACAAUCCGGGCUAAGACACUAAGUUCAUAUGCAGGAGAUGCAGCAUUGCCUGGUGGGAAAGCAGAGCUCACAGAAACCGCAUUCCAAACGGCGCGGCGCGAGGCAAGCGAAGAGAUCGGCCUCGCCGACAUCAAUCAAAAACUCCCGGCCCCGUUUAGCGUGGAGCACCUCUGCGAGCUCCCGGCAAAUCUUGCCAGAACGGAGCUGGUCGUGCGUCCCUGCGUCGCGCUCCUUCACGGCUAUGAUCCGCGGUCGGGGCUGACGGCCGAUCCGGAGGUGUCGCUUAUUCCCAUUCUGGAUGCCCGAGAGGUUGAGGCUGUUUUCACGGCGCCCUUGGAGGGAUUCUUGAAAAGUAGUCUGGAUGGGACUGGGAAUAAUGGACAUGAAUGGUAUCGUGGGGCUUGGGGGGUUUGGCAUGAUUCCAAUUGGAGAAUGCACCAGUUCUUUGUUCCCAGGCUGGGCGCAAAAUCCGACCACGAUGAUCAAGUAUACCGUAUCUUUGGCAUGACAGCACGCAUCAUCGUGGACGCGGCGCGGGUCGCGUACGCGCAGGAACCCGAAUUCGAACAUAACAGCCACUUCGGCGACGAGGAGAUGAUCGCCAAGCUUCGUCGGCUAGGUCGAUUAAGUGCGGUUCGUCACUCGGAUCAACUGACGCGCGAGACGAUGGAGAAGGCAGCCAAACUUAGUUAG
Penicillium paradoxum is the source of this 849-nucleotide messenger RNA. RefSeq names its product NUDIX hydrolase. The transcript is spliced from 5 exons. Gene Ontology annotation, biological process: coenzyme A catabolic process. Lineage: Eukaryota; Fungi; Ascomycota; Eurotiomycetes; Eurotiales; Aspergillaceae. Gene Ontology annotation, molecular function: coenzyme A diphosphatase activity; acetyl-CoA hydrolase activity. The record is from RefSeq and is a predicted model, not a curated record. The coding region runs from base 1 to 849 and encodes 282 amino acids.